UUGUUUCUCCAGAGAGAAAAAACGAAACCGAGAAGAAAAAAGGAGGAUGGAUGCAGACGAAAAGCGCCGGAAAGCAACACGCCUCCCUUCCCAAUCUCGUAGUUUAAUGGCUGCCGCCCCGCUACUGUCGCGCCGCCGCCCUAGCCUAAUGGCGUAGCUAAACUACUCUACCCUCGCUCGCAGUCGCAAGCUGAUUAAGCCUCUCCAGCGGCGAACAGAAAGAUUUGUCUUUCUUUGCAGGAGAAAGGCAGGAUUUUGUCGCCGUCGUCUUCGUCGGUGGCAGCGGUGGUUCGUCUCUUCUCUUCUGUUUUUCCCCUUCCGUUCGUUUUCUGGUCUGGUGGGAGAGAGUGAGAGGGAUCGAGCGAAAGAAUCGGUGGUGUGCUCGGCCGAGGACAGGCAGUACAGCACUGAUUCUUAAUUUGAGACCACUUCUCUGCUGCAGCAAACAGGAUAUAAAUGGUCACAGUGAGCUGAGGGUUGAGUAUGUGUACCAACUGGUCUCAACUCUGAACACAGCUUCAUAGGCUGCUUGAUUGAUACUUCUGUAUCAGAGGCAUGUAUAAGAACCAGCUCCAGGAGCUUGCACAGAGGAGCUGCUUCAACUUGCCAUCCUAUGCGUGCAUACGAGAGGGGCCGGAUCAUGCACCCCGGUUUAAGGCCACAGUUCAUUUCAAUGGGGAAGCAUUUGAGAGCCCGACAUUCUGUUCCACCUUGCGGCUGGCGGAGCAUGCGGCAGCUGAGGUAGCACUCAAUGAGUUGUCCAAGAGGGGGCCUUCAUCAUCACUUGCUGCUAAAGUUCUGGAUGAAACUGGGAUCUACAAGAACCUGCUGCAAGAAACUGCUCAUCGGGCCGGUUUAAAACUGCCUAUGUACACUACUAUUAGAUCCGGACCAGGGCAUACACCAAUGUUCACUUGUACAGUGGAGUUAGCAGGAAGGAUCUUCACGGGCAAUCCUGGCAAGACUAAGAAACAAGCUCAAAAAAAUGCUGCUAUGGCUGCCUGGUCUGAAUUAAAGGAAUUGCCUCGAGUAGGUGAGGUAGCAUCUUCAUCUUCUCCAUCCGAUCAUGACAAUGAGGAGCAGGAACAGGUCACAGUUGCCCGCACUCUUGAAAGUUUGAACCAGAAAAAUGAAGGCAAGGCACCACAUCAAAAGGAAAAGCAGCAACGCAAUAACCGCCCGCAACCUCGGAGAUCUUAUCCUAAACCAAGUGCGUCAUUUUACGGGUCACGCUUACAAAAUCAGACAUACCCAAAUGUUGCACAAGAGCAAGCAAUGUACCAUAUGUGGCACCAGGUGCAACCAACACAGCAGAAGCCCCAUUUUCGGAUGGUUCCAACUAUGGGCAACACAAGGUUUCCACCGCCACCAACUAUACUCUCCAUGUACCCUCCACCUAGAGGACAGUUCGCCGUGCCAGCCAGCCAAGAUGCUUUGGCUCUAAUUCCAUGUUUUCCUGAAGCUGCUCCUGCCCUUCCACGGUACUUCUCGCCUUACCCUGCCUCAUACGUACCAACAAGUCCACUGCCAGCUGCAGUUAACAUGAUGCAUGGGAGAAGGCAAGGGUGUGCUGAAACGGUUGAGCUUCCUGAUGCACCAGUUUUCGCCAGAUACACUGCUCCAGAUUACUCUAGUGCUCUGGAAAAUGUUUGUCCAAGUGAGGUUCAACAAUGGCCUAAAAAUGGGAAAGAGGCAUAUACCGAGAGCAGUGCUGCCACCGAGGAAAAGAAUAAAGCUCCCCAGACUUCUUCAAGCUCCACAACGCAUCACCCAUCACAAAAGUUGGAACCAAAUGAAGAUAGAGAGUCGAAAAAGGCAGCAGAACAACCACUUCUUGGUCCAUAUGUUGUACAAAGACCUGUCCAGCGACAGAGUUAUCCUAGUCCCGUGCAGCACAGCGAGCCUAUCCAUAGAAAUAAUCUUCCGUUCAGGACGGCAACAUCACCUGGCCCAUGGUCUUCGGACAUGCAGACUCCACCAAGAUUUGGUACUGCGACUCUUGCGAAUUCAGCCAGUUUCUUAUACCAGCAGCGGCCUCCAUGGCUGGCGGCCCCAGUUACAGUUCGAACUUCUAUCCCUGUGUGUUCAGCUAGACCAAACGCAGCGGUGAACUCUAGCCCGGGAGCAGCAACUCGAGUCCGACCUACUGUCCAGAUGCUCUCUAGAAAUAACUCUGAGGCCCAGAGGAACACGAGAGACAUGAGUGAUGCUUCGACAGCAAGUUCAGAACUUAGUAAGCUCCAUAUCUGAGCCGUGAGCAAUGAUCGCUUGUGCGGUAGGUUCAGAACUACGGUGAGGCUUUAGUUAGGGCUCAGACUUUGCAGUAUAUCAGUUUUGGUUACCGUUUUUCACCUUGUGGUAUUAAGUUAGAUAGAAUGAGCUUUACAAAGAGUUGGAGAGGGUUCAUGCUCGCGAUCACGAGGCCUGUUGUAUUUCAUGUAUACUGCUUUCUUGUCAAGAAAAAUGAAUGAGAACAAUAAUAUGGCGAACUCAA
Lolium perenne is the source of this 2494-nucleotide messenger RNA. RefSeq names its product double-stranded RNA-binding protein 2. Lineage: Eukaryota; Viridiplantae; Streptophyta; Magnoliopsida; Poales; Poaceae. Gene Ontology annotation, molecular function: double-stranded RNA binding. The record is from RefSeq and is a predicted model, not a curated record.